UGGGUGGACGACAUGUGUUGUAUAUUUACAAUACAGAAAAUCGUUGGCAUUUAUGAUGAUUUUCAAGGCAGGUCUUGAGGUAGAACUUGUGGCGGAGAAAAGGAUGACGUAUGUGGCGCAUGAAAUAGCAGAGGGGCACCAACUGUUACUUCUGGAGGCCAUAUCUCAGAAAUCAUCUCUAAGUAAAAUAGAUGAGUUAAUAGAAGAUGGCGCUAGUGUAAACGGUGCAACAAAGAACGGAGUUCGCCCAUUACAUUCUGCCGUGGACGUGAAAUUUGCUGACUGCGUACGUUUAUUAUUAUCAAAAGGAGCGGAUGUUAAUCUUGCAGACGACAACGGAUUCACCCCUUUGCUCUUAUCCGCAAGUAAUGGAUGUUUCAAAGUAAUGAAAAUGCUGAUAGAUAAUGGUGCGAUAGUAAAUUAUUGUGGUGCAGAGGGAACAGAUGUUCCGAAAAGUAUACGAGAUAUGGGCUAUCUAACGUAUGAUCCCCUAAAUAUGGCCAUUGAAAAUAAUCACGAACAGUGUGUUAAGCUUUUGCUUGGAAAUGGAGCACAUGCAAAUAAACAUUACUACAUGGGAUACGAGAUAAAUUUGAUGCCAUUGAAUCACUUGUCGUGUUUAGAGUUACUGCUAAAGCAUGGAGCAAAUCCGAAUUCACUUAGUCGAUACGGUACAACGCCAUUAAUGAAAGCUUGUAAGGAGAACAUUACAAAAGCAGUAUGCCUUCUUAUAAAAUUUGGUGCGAAUGUAAAUUUAGGAUCUGGUACGUCUUUCAAUACGAAAACUCCACUUAAUAUUGCAAUCGAAUACAGUGACUUUAAUAUUGUAAACAUAUUACUGGAAAAUGGUGCCAACGUGUCAAUGGAGACGGGUUGUACAUACAGUCCGCUACACACAGCAGUUCUUGCGGGAAGAACAGAAGUAUGUCAGUUGUUAUUAUCAUCCGGUGCAAGCAUUGACGGUGUAUCAGAAGACGGGGUUUCUCCUUUGAUGCUUGCCGUCAAUUCUCCACGGCUAUCAAAUAGAUUGGAGAUUAUACAGCUAUUACUUCAUUUUGGAGCAAGUCCAAAUUUUUGUCAGAAUAAUUCAUCAUAUUCAACUGCAUCAAUCUCCGUUAUUGGAGAGUAUUUUAAAAACAACCAAAACAAAUUAGAUAGUAAUAUAUUGUGUUUGUUGCUAAAAUAUGGUGGAAAUAUAAAUAUUCGUGCUUGUUUGCCAUGUGGCAAGGUCGAUCCCUUUGGGAUACUUCCUUAUUUGUCUGACUCGUGUAGUGAAGAAAUAUUACGCCUACUGCCCGCUACAGCUAAGUGUAUUGACAGAGAAGCAAUCAAGAAAAGUGAUAAUUUAACCCAAGAUCAACGUGCCUAUUUGAUGUCCCUUACUGUAAAUCCACAGCCGUUGAUUGGAGUAGUCAGAAAUAGUAUUAUCGAUAGUUUUGGUAGAAAAUUAACAGACAAUAACUUUGUAGAUGACUUUGAAAUACCAACUAUUCUAAAGAAAUAUUUGAUACUUGUGCAUCCAGAAUAUUGAAGUCUUCUGUAAGACAUAUCUCCUUAGAAAUAACUAUCAACGUUAAAAUACCAUAAUGGUUGAAGGUUAUCACCCUUUUGAACAACAUUGUACUUUCGAAAAACUAGAUUUCUAUUUUUCGUAACGAUCUAAAAUAUGUUGUACUUGCACCUGUUGUUGCUCCAAAACAAAUAAAUCACGUGUCAUCAUAGAAUAUAAUAUGUCAAUCAAUUAAAGAAAAUCGAAAAAAAGAAAAAAAGGACAAUGUUGCUAUGCGUCAUAUUCAGUCUAGUC
This is a messenger RNA of Mytilus californianus (California mussel), 1804 nucleotides long. Its product is annotated as ankyrin-1-like. The record is from RefSeq and is a predicted model, not a curated record. Gene Ontology annotation, molecular function: protein binding. NCBI's taxonomy places the organism in Eukaryota, Metazoa, Mollusca, Bivalvia, Mytilida, Mytilidae. The transcript has 2 exons. The coding region runs from base 53 to 1531 and encodes 492 amino acids.